AUGGCCAUCUGCAGCCAAAUCCGCACCCCCUGGCGGGUAUCCGUUGGCGCUGGGGGGUAUGCACCAGCGGAUAAUACUGUACAGUGCAAAAUGUGUGAUGCAGGAUGUGGCAGGAGACUUCUCACCAAGAAUGAAAGUCGAUUUGUUAGGUUAAGCAAAAGGGCACUCGAGGCUCAAAGUUUCCCCCCGAGCCCCCAGUCGCGGUCGAUCUCAAGGAAAGAGAAAUUGAACGAGCUGAGGAAGAGGAAAUUGAAUACUCAGGCGGCUGAAGAUCAAUCAAACAAUAACUCGAACGAAAGCCAAGAGACAAACAAUAAAGCCAAGAAACGGGAGUUUAAGUUUCGGAACUAUGAUCCGACGAUCCAAGGUCCCAAACGACACGACCCCAGCGAGCAUUCGAAAGAGACGGUAGAAGAGACGGUGAAAGAUCUGAUGGAGAAAGUGAAACAGAACGAUGAAGCGAUCCGAUCCAGUGAACUCGACUUGACCAAAAUUCAACCCAAAAAACCUAAUUGGGACUUGAAAAGAGACUUGACAAAAAAGCUUUCAAAGUUAGAGCCGAUCACACAAGCAGCUUUUGCGACUCUAAUAAGAAGACGGAUGCAAGCCGAAGGGACCACUCUGACGGAUGAAGGAACUGCUGCUUUAGUAAAGGAAAUGAAUACGGAUAGGAACCCAGUUGGAGAACAAAGCGACGACUCAAUGAGUGACGGAGAAAAUUGA
Molecule: messenger RNA, 723 nt
Organism: Puccinia graminis f. sp. tritici CRL 75-36-700-3
Lineage: Eukaryota; Fungi; Basidiomycota; Pucciniomycetes; Pucciniales; Pucciniaceae
Exons: 7
Coding region: 1-723 (240 amino acids)
Cellular component (GO): post-mRNA release spliceosomal complex; U2-type spliceosomal complex
Source: RefSeq, a predicted model, not a curated record